Ectocarpus sp. CCAP 1310/34 is the source of this 487-nucleotide messenger RNA. The record is from the annotation of a GenBank genome assembly. NCBI's taxonomy places the organism in Eukaryota, Phaeophyceae, Ectocarpales, Ectocarpaceae.
GACAAUCCUCGCUCUCAGCAGCACAUGGCAAGGGAGGCAAAGGGGACCAACAAGUGAAGAUAACAACAAACCUCGUCGUGCCGUACGCCAUGGGCAUAUUUAUGAGGAUAACUGUUCUAUCCUUCCUCCUGGCCGAAGUGAUCUCGUCAGGUACCACAUUCACCUUCUUUAGGGAGCCUAGCGCCUCGUUUGUGAGGCGGUAUUUGGAGCGACAGGACACAGGGCAGAGCCCGGUCAAUCAUGCUUUUGCAGGAUUUUCCGACAUUGCAGCCGCCGGUGGCGAUGCCGCGGUCCCUCCUCCGCCGCCACAAGGAUUCCAAGAGAGAACAGGCGCACCUUGGGAGCGGCAAGGAGACAUAUGAGCGAGGCCGGGAAGCACUUCUGCGGUGGCAGAUGCACCAUGGAUCCUCGUGGGCGAGAAUAUUUCUCGGGCAGAGACCUCCACGACCCGCCUUGCAGCGCAACCUGGUGACAAUCGCCAAGGCUU